Messenger RNA from Malus domestica (apple), 1264 nucleotides. Its product is annotated as (+)-borneol dehydrogenase 2-like. Gene Ontology annotation, biological process: abscisic acid biosynthetic process. NCBI's taxonomy places the organism in Eukaryota, Viridiplantae, Streptophyta, Magnoliopsida, Rosales, Rosaceae. Gene Ontology annotation, cellular component: cytosol. The record is from RefSeq and is a predicted model, not a curated record. Gene Ontology annotation, molecular function: xanthoxin dehydrogenase (NAD+) activity.
CAAUAAAAUCAGACAGAGUCAAACACAAAGAGCAAAUCAGAAGAGGCGAGGAAUGUCCACCACCAUGACUGAACAAGUGGGUUCGCUUCCAAGCUUCCAGAGGUUAGUAGGGAAAGUGGCAUUGGUGACCGGCGGAGCCAUUGGUAUUGGAGAAAGCAUUGUGCGCCUGUUCCACAAACACGGUGCAAAAGUUUGUUUAGUCGAUGUGCAGGACAACCUGGGCUUGCAAGUGUGUGAAUCCCUCCACGGGGAUCCAAACAUUUGCUAUCUCCAUUGUGAUGUCACGGUGGAGGAUGAUAUUAGCCGUGCAGUUGAUUUCACGGUCAAUAAAUAUGGCUCACUGGAUAUCAUGGUCAACAAUGCUGGGGUGUCAGGUUCACCUUGUCCCGACAUCCGUGAUGCGGACUUAUCUGAGUUUCAGAAGGUGUUUGAUAUUAAUGUAAAGGGAGUCUUCCUCGGAAUGAAGCACGCAGCCAGGGCAAUGAUCCCCCGGAAAAAGGGCAGUAUAGUUUCUCUUUCCAGUGUUGCAAGUGCUGUGGCAGGCCUUGGACCACAUGCAUACACAGGGUCCAAGCAUGCUGUAUUGGGGCUUACCAAAAACGUUGCAGCUGAGCUUGGGAAUCAUGGGAUACGCGUUAACUGCGUUUCUCCUUAUGCAGUUGCGACGAAUUUGGCAUUGGCUCACUUGCCCGAGGAAGAAAGAACAGAAGAUGCCUGGACAGGUUUCCGUACUUUUGUAGCGAAUAACGCCAACUUGCAAGGAGUGGAAUUGACAGUUGAUGAUGUAGCCAAUGCUGUGCUGUUCUUGGCAAGUGAUGAGUCCAAGUAUAUAAGUGGCGAUAAUCUCAUGCUUGAUGGGGGCUUCACUGCUGUGAAUCACUCAUUGAGAGUCUUUAGAUGAUGAGUAGAGUUGACUGGGUUGAUGCUUUAUUACCACUAGCAUCUUUGGAGCAUUUGUCAUGGAAAAUGAUUUCCGCACUUCCAUUUCCUCCCAUGCGCUUCUUUUGUUUUUGUCCAUUGACACCCCUUUGAUUAUUCAAUCAAGUGGCUGGGAGAAAAAUAAAUAAGGAGUGCAAGGGAAGAAAAAAGGAGCGCGGAAAUCAUUUCCCUUUCGUCAUUCUUGGCCUGCCGGGACUUUCAGUUGUAUUUGGUGAAUAAGAAGAUUGGAAAAGAUUGGACAUGGAUCCAGAUUGCCGGAAUCUGGAAAAACAUAUAUACUUUCAUUCUGAACAUUUAGAAGUUAAUCAAUUAUUGCUUUUCAUUA